Molecule: messenger RNA, 947 nt
Organism: Cuscuta europaea
Lineage: Eukaryota; Viridiplantae; Streptophyta; Magnoliopsida; Solanales; Convolvulaceae
Source: the annotation of a GenBank genome assembly
AUUCGAUCUUCUUUGGGCCGGAUGGAUAACAAUCUAACGGUCAAGAAUGCGCGACACAUUUUAAUUUAACACCCUUUGAUCCAAUUGGAUUUAUCAAACUUCUCUCAUAAAUUCUUUUGUUCUUAGAACUCUCUCAUCAUUCAUUCAUUCUCUGAUCAAAUUUGUGUGAUAGGUACAGAUGGAGGUGAUGGUUAACCGUGAUUUGCUAACAUGCGCCUCCCAUUCACGCCCGCAUCUCCUUUCCGCCUUCUCCACGCGCCGCCGCGGCUCUGGCUGUGCCCCUCAGAACCUAAUCGGAUCAAAAGUGCACAUGGAUGAAACCAAAUGCAAGGGGGUAGAUGACCAACCCCACGAAGGUGAGGACUGGUUUGAUGCAUGCAUUGAUGGCAAGGAAGGAGAAACUCCAAAAAACAACCCCAGUGAGAAUGAAAAAGACACCCCUGGAGGGACAAGAGGAGGAGAGAGUGAUAGUGAUGGUCAAGGUAAUAGCAAAGAACAUGGAGAAGGUAAAGAAGACGAUGAUGAUGGAAACAACGAAGGUCACACUCAUAACAACAAUGAUGACAAAGACGAUGAUGAAGACAGCGAUGAAUACUUAAACAAUGAUAGUGAAGAUGAGGAGGAAGAAGAUGUUGAUGAUAAGGAUGAAGAUGAGGAUGAAGUUGUGUACCAAAAUAAUCAAGAUGGUCAAGACCCUGAAACAGAGAAAGAGGAUGAUGAAGAUGAAGAAGCUCCCCAGCCUCCAAAGAAGAGGAAAGUGUGAAGCAAGACCCCUCUGACUUCAAUUUACUUGCUAAUUAUAAUUUAUAACGUGCAAGAUCAUUAUGAAUUUCUAAUAGAUGUCCAAGUUUCGAUAUUUCAUUUCAUUUAAAAGGCUUUGAUUGGUUAGCCAAUUGAGCAAACAAUCGCAUGUCAGCAUAAUUCAUUGCACAACCUUUAAAAACUCC